AUGACAAACCCAUCUCAAAGUCGCUAUGUCCAACUAGUAAUUCAGUCAAACGACGUGAGCUGGGAGGCAAAUUUCCUUGCGAGUGUCUCUAAUUGGCUGCUUCUUGCUGGUUACCUGGUAGUUCCCGGCACCUUCACAUCCCUCGAAAAGUCUGAAAAGCUGGGAGGGGCUUUAGAGGAAUCUUCCACCGGGCAGGCGGUUCUCAACACUAUACAGAACCCUCCACUUCUUACAACUGCAUGUUUCCUUUUCUGUAUUGGGUCUACCACAAUGGCGGCGCUUUACUGGAGGCAAAGGGGGAAUUAUAUAUGGCUUAUGAACAAGCUUUUUAUGCCGACACUUAUGAACUCUCUCGCUGGCCUACUGACGACAACUGUUAACAUAUGCACCGCCAGAAGUGGAGAUAUGUCAAUAAUGGGUCUUUUAACAAUUAUUGCUUCGGGAAUUUCAGCUAUUUUCUCCGCAGCCUUAAUUGCGUUCCUCUUUAGAGAGAUCAAGCGUAUGAAACAGGAUCACCAGGCUAUGGUUAGGUUACAGGACCUUUCUGUUCACCAUGUUGAAGCACCAAGAAGUACCUAG
Penicillium argentinense is the source of this 579-nucleotide messenger RNA. RefSeq lists its product as uncharacterized. The coding region runs from base 1 to 579 and encodes 192 amino acids. The transcript has 2 exons. Lineage: Eukaryota; Fungi; Ascomycota; Eurotiomycetes; Eurotiales; Aspergillaceae. The record is from RefSeq and is a predicted model, not a curated record.